GCUCCCCCGAGUGGGCAGCGAGCAGGGCCUCGUGGGCUGUGUGGAGUCUCUCAAACCGCCACCUCCCUGCCUACCCACUAGCUACUGGGAAAGACUACUUUCCUCUGGGUAGUCGCGCGGCAUCCACAUCCACCUCCCCUCCUUGUCCCUCCUCUCCCCUCGGUCUCCGCCCCCUCGCGCAAAGGAGGCCUUGCCGCUUUAAGAGCCGGGGUAGCGAUUGACAGGCAAUAAACGCGGAGUGCCGGGCUGCGUUGGAGCCGCCCCGAGCUAGGGGCUCCCCGGGCCUCAGGAGAGACAUUUUCAGAGCCCUUAUCGACUUCACCAUGCCGGUUGCCGCCACCAACUCUGAGACUGCCAUGCAGCAAGUCCUGGACAACCUGGGAUCCCUCCCCAAUGCCACGGGAGCUGCAGAACUGGACCUGAUCUUUCUUCGAGGCAUUAUGGAAAGUCCCAUAGUAAGAUCCCUCGCCAAGGCCCAUGAGCGGCUGGAGGAGACGAAGCUGGAGGCGGUUCGGGACAACAACCUGGAGCUGGUGCAGGAGAUCCUGCGGGACCUGGCGCAGCUGGCGGAGCAAAGCAGCACAGCCGCGGAGCUGGCCCGCAUCCUCCAGGAGCCCCACUUUCAGUCCCUCCUGGAGACGCACGACUCUGUGGCCUCGAAGACCUAUGAGACACCACCCCCAAGCCCCGGCCUGGACCCCACGUUCAGCAACCAGCCUGUGCCUCCUGACGCUGUGCGCAUGGUGGGCAUCCGCAAGACCGCUGGAGAGCAUCUGGGCGUGACGUUCCGUGUGGAGGGCGGCGAGUUGGUGAUCGCGCGCAUUCUGCACGGGGGCAUGGUGGCUCAGCAAGGCCUGUUGCACGUGGGCGACAUCAUCAAAGAGGUGAAUGGGCAGCCUGUAGGCAGUGAUCCCCGCGCGCUGCAGGAGCUCCUGCGCAGCGCCAGCGGCAGCGUCAUCCUCAAGAUCCUGCCCAGUUACCAGGAGCCCCACCUGCCCCGCCAGGUAUUUGUGAAGUGCCACUUUGACUAUGACCCAGCCAGAGACAACCUCAUCCCUUGCAAAGAAGCAGGCCUGCGGUUCAACGCUGGGGACUUGCUCCAGAUUGUAAACCAGGAUGAUGCCAAUUGGUGGCAGGCAUGCCACGUAGAAGGAGGCAGUGCUGGGCUCAUCCCCAGCCAGCUGCUGGAGGAGAAGCGGAAAGCCUUUGUCAAGCGGGACCUGGAGCUGACACCCACCUCAGGGACCCUAUGCGGCAGCCUUUCAGGAAAGAAAAAGAAGCGAAUGAUGUAUUUGACCACCAAGAAUGCAGAGUUUGACCGCCAUGAGCUGCUCAUUUACGAGGAGGUGGCUCGCAUGCCCCCCUUCCGCCGGAAAACCCUGGUGCUGAUCGGGGCUCAGGGCGUGGGCCGGCGCAGCCUGAAGAACAAGCUCAUCAUGUGGGAUCCAGAUCGCUACGGCACCACGGUGCCCUACACAUCCCGGAGGCCCAAGGACUCAGAACGGGAAGGCCAGGGUUACAGCUUUGUGUCCCGAGCGGAGAUGGAGGCCGACAUCCGUGCUGGGCGCUACCUGGAACAUGGCGAAUAUGAGGGCAACCUGUACGGCACACGUAUCGACUCCAUCCGGGGCGUGGUUGCGGCCGGCAAGGUGUGCGUGCUGGAUGUCAACCCCCAGGCAGUGAAGGUGCUGAGAACAGCUGAGUUUGUCCCUUAUGUGGUGUUCAUUGAGGCCCCCGACUUUGAGACCCUGCGGGCCAUGAACCGGGCCGCACUGGAGAGUGGGGUGUCCACUAAGCAGCUCACGGAGGCGGACCUGAGACGGACAGUGGAAGAAAGCAGCCGCAUCCAGAGGGGCUACGGGCACUACUUUGACCUCAGUCUGGUCAACAGCAACCUGGAGAGGACCUUCCGCGAGCUCCAGGCCGCCAUGGAGAAGCUGCGGACGGAGCCCCAGUGGGUGCCUGUCAGCUGGGUGUACUGAGCCUGCUCACCUGGACCUUACCCCAUCUGGGUUGUGACCCAGAACCCUAAAUUCAUCCUUCCCCAACCGUGACCCCCAACCAUAAUCCUUAGCUCCCAUCCCUGGCGCUCUGGUUGUCCCUGGGUAGUGGCUUCUAGGGGGCCCUAAGUCUGGCUUCGACACAGAGAAGUGCCACUGCCAGGGAGCUGGGUGUUCAUGGGGUACCUCUAUGCCCAGGUGCUACCCCCUCUUGAUCCCCCUUGGCCACCAGAUGUCCCUCUCUGAGGGCCAAGCUGUACCCAGGAAUGUGUCAGAGCCACCUCUAAAAGGCUCAGGCCAGAGAUCAGAAAAGCUGCUAUGGGACCACGUGGUCAGUAGGUACACUGCUCUCCCCCCACUCCGUCCCCCACCCCUUGCCUCUCUCCAGUCCCCUUUUCUCCUCUGGACUGGUCACACCCACUGUAUUCCUGUAUUCCUGGGCUCCUCCCACCUCAUACCCAGAUGUCCUAGGAGCAGGCCCUAGGCUGUUUCCCCGUGGUCUGUGGAGUAAGUAGCUCCCAGGUGGCCAGUCAGGCCUGGGCAAUGGUGCCAGCCUGGUACCAUCCUGAAGGCUGCAGGAGCCAAAGCACGAGCCAGUUGCCAACCCGGGGAGCAGUGCAGCUCUUGGCUCCCUCAGAAUGAGGUGGGGUCCCACAAGUGAACACUACCCUGUCCUUCCUUACCCACAGCUUUUCACUGCCGAAGUCUCUCCACAGACUUCUCCAUUGUGCCCCUGACAGGUCAGCUUUGCUUCCUGAAGGGCAAGGCUGGCAGUGUCAGUGGGCUUAGCCCAGGUCCGGGUGGGUGGGAGGCUGAGCCCUGUGAUGAGGAGCCCGCUAUUACUGACCGAAGAUCUGCAAGCUCUCCAUGGCCCAUGGUGGGGACACGUCUGGGUUCCCUGUACAUGACCAUGUCCAUUUUGGUCUACUCUUUGGCCAAUUCCAAGUGGCCUACUGGCGUCAGGGCUGCUUGGGGGGCUGAGGAAGAGUACAGAGGGGAUUUUGUGGGCACUGGGCCAUGGGGUAUAGGCUUGGUGAAGGACAUUUGUAUUUUGGUAGGCUCCUCAUAACCCAGCUCCAGGGGGCGCCAUCCACACUGUUUCUGAGCAGCUUAUAUUCCGCAGGCUGCCGUGCCUGAUCUGUGUUUCUGCUGCUGGCGCGUGUGUGUCAGGCUCGGCCUUUGGAGAGGAGCAGCAAAGAGUGAUUUUGCUUGGAAAGUCACUCUUUGGGGUCCCUGUUUUGGGGUUCCCCAUCAGCCCCUAUGUCUUAUGAGACCCUUAUCCUAGUUUCUAGAGCCUUGACCCUCCCAGAUGUCUUCCUCCAGCUCUCCUAUUGACCCCUGACCUUAAACACCACUCUCCUGCCUUUGGGGAGGGCAAUUAUGUAAAAUAGGAGAAUCCCUUUUAAGAAAAGAAUGCUGUCCUUGACUUCCCCAGGCAUCUCAUCCCUCAUCCUUCUCUGUGAUCCUUCCUGGGGUGAGCCUGUCCUUGCAGGGUACCACUCCAGCCCCUGUGCUUCCCAGCCCUUCUGAAUGUCUAAUCAGUGUUCGCUGCAGUGUCAGCCCAAGCUGGCCCCUGAACCACUGUGUGCCCAUUUCCUAGGGAAGGGGAGGGAGAAGAAACAGAUAUUUAUUACAAAGUUAGAAAUAUAUUUAUUAUAUUAGGGAUCUCAUUUACAUUUGCAUAGGAUAUGCAAAUGAGAUGUCAAGGUCAAGCCUUUUCCCAUCCAUUUGCAUAGCUCUGCAUCCACUAUGCAGUCAUCUUUAUACUCCUCUUUCCCCUUUAGUCAGAGUUCUUUUUAUCCUUAAUUCAGCUCUCCCUUGCACCACCCUCACCCUCAGCCCAAGGGUACUGGGAGCGGGAGGCAAAUGGGGUAUUCUCCUGUUGGCCAGAGGCCAUGGUGUCCUUUGUAAGGGUCUACCCCAUCUGGGGGACUUGGGAGUAGAGACAGUGAAGGGUCUGCUGUUGUAGCCACCCCACCUUCUUGGUUAACCUUCAAAGCCCCUUAACUAAAAGACGUGGGUGAGGGGAGCUGGGCAUUUCCACUGUGGAUACUGUUCAAGCAUCAUCACCUCUAUUGAUGCCCAGGGGACAGGGCUGUCAUUAUCCCUGUCUGAAUGGGUACUACCUCCCCUGCCUAAGCCCCACUCCGUGGGUUGGAUCAAGUGUUCCAACUGCGUUAGCUCCGACUCUGUCCUCUCUCCUUCCGCUGUGGAUGCUUGUAUUUGAGGGACCUCAGGAUAAUGAAGACCCUGCCCCCCAACUGUCCACACUCAGUCCCAGCCCAGUUGCCCUUCCCCUCUCCCCUCCUUCAACCUUCCUGUUCCUGAGCGUUCUCU
Messenger RNA from Pteropus alecto (black flying fox), 4337 nucleotides. RefSeq names its product membrane palmitoylated protein 2 (gene MPP2). Bases 324 to 1982 code for a protein of 552 amino acids. NCBI's taxonomy places the organism in Eukaryota, Metazoa, Chordata, Mammalia, Chiroptera, Pteropodidae. The transcript has 13 exons. The record is from RefSeq and is a predicted model, not a curated record. Gene Ontology annotation, cellular component: plasma membrane; cell-cell junction. Gene Ontology annotation, molecular function: protein binding.